Molecule: messenger RNA, 234 nt
Organism: Hepatospora eriocheir
Lineage: Eukaryota; Fungi; Microsporidia; Hepatosporidae
Source: the annotation of a GenBank genome assembly
AUGAAAGAAAUAAAAAGCUUGUUAGUUAAAUUAGAAAAUGAAAUAGAUAAUUUAAAUUUAAGAGCGGUAGGAAUUAAAACAAAAGAUCAAAUUAAAAUAGAAGUAGAUAAAAUGUAUGCUUUUUAUACAUUAGAAAUGUGUAAGUUGAAAUUAAAAGGGAAAGAUUUUUCUGAAUGUAAAGAAGCUCUUUUAAGAACAAAAUCAAUCUAUGAAAAAUUAAAGUCUCUCAAAUAA